CUGCCAGCCACACAUCAAGCUGAACAGGGCUCAGCCACCUUUCUGCCAGAGCAGAGCAAGAUCCCAGUCACCAUGGGCAGGCAAAAGGAGCUUCUUUCUAGGAUCGACGGGCUGCUGAGGAUCCGGAGCAAGCUACUGAGGCAAGCGCUGGCCGAAUGCCUGGGGACUCUGGUCCUAGUGAUGUUUGGCUGCGGCUCCGUCGCUCAGAUCGUGCUCAGCAAAGGGACCCACGGAGGCUUCCUGACGGUUAACCUGGCCUUCGGCUUUGCCGUGACUCUUGGCAUCCUCAUUGCGGGACAGGUGUCAGGCGGCCACUUGAACCCAGCGGUAACUUUUGCCAUGUGCUUCUUGGCUCGUGAGCCCUGGAUUAAGCUGCCGGUUUAUGCGCUUGCACAAACCCUGGGGUCUUUCCUAGGAGCAGGCAUUGUCUUCGGCCUGUACUAUGAUGCCAUUUGGGCUUUUGGCCAAAACAAGCUGAUCGUAUCCGGAGAGAAUGCCACUGCCGGCAUUUUUGCCACGUAUCCCUCUGAGCAUCUGGAUGUAGUGAAUGGAUUUUUUGACCAGUUCAUUGGCACUGCAGCCCUGAUUGUUUGUGUCUUGGCUAUCGUGGAUCCCUACAACAACCCUGUCCCACGUGGCCUGGAGGCUUUCACCGUCGGCUUUGUGGUCCUUGUUAUUGGGACCUCCAUGGGCUUCAACUCCGGCUAUGCCGUCAACCCAGCUAGGGACUUUGGGCCUCGCCUGUUCACUUCCAUUGCUGGCUGGGGCUCCGAAGUAUUCACUACCGGGAAGCAUUGGUGGUGGGUGCCAAUUAUCGCCCCUUUCCUUGGGGCCGUCGGAGGAGUGAUGGUUUACCAGCUGAUGAUCGGGUGCCACGACGAGUGUCCUCCACCAGCCACGGAGCAGGAAACAGUCAAACUGUCCAACGUGAAACACAAGGAAAGGGUCUGAGGAGGCCUCUGCCCCUGUUGGGUGGAUAUGGACACUUUACAGAGGACUGCAGUGGGCAAAGAAGAGGGAGGAAGGAAGAAGACAGCUUCAAGAACAAUAGCGAGAGUUUCUUUUCCCUUCUCGAGAUAGUCUGUCCUAAUUUCUUUGCCUAUUCCUGGUGCAUUUGCUUUCGAGGUUUGCCUGUGUGCCUUUGCCAAGCAUUGCAGUGCCAUAUAGUUUUUUUUUGGUAAAGGGGUGGGUGGGUGGGAGGGGAAGAGCUGAACGGCUAGCACACAGGCCUAGGAAACAGGCGGCCAUGUUUCUCACCAGGCUGUGCUCCCGGCUUCUUGCAUGACCCCCCCUAAGCAUUUCACUUCUCUGGGCUUGUUUCUGUCUUCUUUGCAGGGGGGGCAAUGUACCUUUGGCACAAGCAUUUUGAGAUGGGGGGAUGAACAAGGACCAAAUAAAGAACGCGUGGCCGUCGGAUCACGUUCGUUCCUGGUGUACCUCUGCUGAAGUCCACGACUUUAUACCAGGGGCGAACGUGACCCUUUCCAUUUCCAGAAGACCUGCAAGCAAUUGGUCUUUUCUUAGGGUUAAGCAAUGUUAGACAGGAUCAGUAACCGUGCACGGGACUUUCAUUUUACAGUAGAAUAAAAUGGUUACAGGAGUCCUUCCCUUGAAUAUUUGAUCCGCAGCCGUUCUUGGUCUCACCAUGCCACUGAAGAUGAUAUUUAGGGAGACACUGAUUCACCGAAGGCUUACCUGGCUGAAUGCUUUUGUGUUUCUGGUUCAUUGGAGAGGCUUAUGCAGCAAUCCAGGUGUUGUAUAUAAAGUAUGAAUUGCUACCAGCCCCGGUCCACUGAAAACAUAGUCUUUGACGCUUGAUCAAUUUGAGUUUGUUUGUAAACUUUACUUUAGCUUUUUAUAUAUAUUAUAUGUAAGGGUGUGUAUGUAUGCGUGUGUACAUACACAUACACAUACACUUAUGCCAUACAGAUGUUACUUCAAAUACCAAGUCAGGGAAGAGUUAAUUUAAGGAUGAUCUAUGGGAACUGUCUAUUCGCUGACUGCUUUGCCCUUCUAUUUUGUUCUCAAAGCACAAGCAUAUUGGUAGAGAUAUCCCUGUGCUCAUAUUAUUCGAGCAUCUUUGAUAUCCUUGGCACCAUGCUGUAGGGGCAUCUUGAUUUCCGUGACAUCAUGGUAUUAAGAACAUCUGUGAUAACCUAUGCUGCCCAGGAGUGUCCAGUUCCUGUCGUGUCAUGUAGUGAAGGCAUCCUGAAUGCCCAUGGUGUUAGAUGCGUUCUGGUUCCCAAGAUGCCAUAUUCUUCGAGUAUAUUUGAUAGCAAUUGUGCCAAGUUGCUAAAGAAUCUCAGGUCCCCCAUGGCAUCACACCAUGAAAAACCCUUUUGAUACUUGUUCCUAUAAUGCAUGAAUUCCUUCAAAUAUGUAACUUGUAUGCAGUACACAUUUCCAGUUAGUGAAAGUAUGUAUCCUUUCUUGCCUUUUUUUUUUAAAUAAAUGUCAAUACCAGAAUUGUCAA
This is a messenger RNA of Alligator sinensis (Chinese alligator), 2473 nucleotides long. RefSeq names its product aquaporin 3 (Gill blood group) (gene AQP3). NCBI's taxonomy places the organism in Eukaryota, Metazoa, Chordata, Crocodylia, Alligatoridae. Gene Ontology annotation, biological process: glycerol transmembrane transport; water transport. The record is from RefSeq and is a predicted model, not a curated record. Gene Ontology annotation, molecular function: glycerol channel activity; water channel activity; urea transmembrane transporter activity. The coding region runs from base 73 to 951 and encodes 292 amino acids. The transcript has 6 exons. Gene Ontology annotation, cellular component: plasma membrane; basolateral plasma membrane.